Messenger RNA from Trichophyton verrucosum HKI 0517, 870 nucleotides. RefSeq lists its product as uncharacterized. The record is from RefSeq and is a predicted model, not a curated record. The transcript has a single exon. Gene Ontology annotation, cellular component: plasma membrane. The coding region runs from base 1 to 870 and encodes 289 amino acids. NCBI's taxonomy places the organism in Eukaryota, Fungi, Ascomycota, Eurotiomycetes, Onygenales, Arthrodermataceae. Gene Ontology annotation, biological process: copper ion import; iron ion transport; intracellular iron ion homeostasis. Gene Ontology annotation, molecular function: ferric-chelate reductase activity.
AUGCCGCCCAGGCAAUUGGAGUCCUUCAUAUCAUCCAUACUAGGCUCAGAAUCAUAUUCAAAGUCACUUGCCAAACGCAUAGAUAUCCCGAUUAACAGCGCAACCACCGAAGAGCAGCUUGCCACAUCGCAACUAGACCCGUUCUCAAAAGCCUCCAAGUAUGCGCUGGGCUGGGUCUACUUCUGCAUUGUACUAUUUGUCCUGACGUUUCUCCUCCGCUUAUACCAGAUAUGGGGAGACAAGAUUAGAGCCGCCCUUCGAAAAGAAGAAUUAUUCAGCCCUGGACAAACGCUCUCGCCCAAGUCUGACUAUGAAUUGGUUACACCCAGUCCCGCAAAUUCCCAUCGAGCAUUUUUCCCUGCAACCGGCCCGCUUGUCCAACCCCCUAAGCGAGACUCGGCUCUUUCAUCUAUAGGCUGGGUAAACAACUCAAUCGCCUUUGCAAGAUGGAUAUUCUACCGCCCUCUGCCGGUGAUAAAGCUUGGAAAGCUUGAAAUUGUCCCCCCAUCUUUAGCUGCUGCUGUCCUCGUCCUGCUUGCCUUCAUCUUUGUGACACUAUACUGUUUCCUACCCCAGCCUUUGUAUUAUCCUCACAUCACCGACGGAUCGCCUCCUCUCGCAAUUAGAGCAGGCAUGCUUGCUGUUGCGACGCUUCCAUGGAUCAUUGCGCUAAGCACAAAGCCAAAUAUUAUCAGCGUAUUUACCGGCAUUGGCCACGAACGUUUGAAUGUCCUCCACCGCUGGACUGGAUAUCUCUGCCUUUUCUUAGCCCUAGUCCACAUGGUCCCAUUCUACAUUACUCCGGUCUGGGAGGAUGGAGCACUUCCGUUAUUCUCCUUGUUUAUCGGGGGUGACUACUAUAUCUAUUGA